AUGGCCACAGAUACCCUGGAUGUGAUCAGUGGGGCCAGGUUUGGAAAGUGUGGCAACCCAGUGUGUCAGGUAAUCGCCGUUGCUGAGGACGAUGACAUUGUCGGCUCUACAAUACUGGGAGCUGAGCAAGAUAUUCCCUUGAGCCCAGGCCCUCGCAUCAUCGAAACAAUCACCGACACAGUUGGACCGCUGAGGGGAACAUUAGGAUAG
This is a messenger RNA of Exophiala mesophila, 210 nucleotides long. RefSeq lists its product as uncharacterized. The record is from RefSeq and is a predicted model, not a curated record. Lineage: Eukaryota; Fungi; Ascomycota; Eurotiomycetes; Chaetothyriales; Herpotrichiellaceae. Bases 1 to 210 code for a protein of 69 amino acids. The transcript has a single exon.